Messenger RNA from Styela clava, 951 nucleotides. NCBI's taxonomy places the organism in Eukaryota, Metazoa, Chordata, Ascidiacea, Stolidobranchia, Styelidae. The record is from RefSeq and is a predicted model, not a curated record.
UCACAAUGUUUCAUAUUCAGUUACUACUAGUAACCGAGGCCAACAGCGGCUGGGGUUCCAGUCCAUAUCUUAUUUUACCGGCGCUGGAUUUAGGACUUGCGUGCUGCAAAUCUGUUGCAGACGCAGGUGCUGAAUAGGAAAAACGGUAUUCGAGAAGUCUAAUGAGAAGAGAAUCAAGAAAAGUUAAGAAAGAAUAUUUAAAAUGUUCCAACGCUGAUCAUAGGCAUAACAAACAAAACGACAGCGCUAGAUCAAAACAACAUGAGACCACUAAAAUCGGUUCAAAGUUUUUCAACGUCACUUCGAGUUUAAAUGGAACGCUUGGGAGAAGAAACUACUUGAAGUCUGUGCGAGUAUCUCUGGAAAAUCGUUUACGAAAAACUCCGACAGCAGUUUGGGAGACAAACUCCCUGCUUUGGGCAUCGGAUUUAAACUUUUUAAACUUACGAAAACCAGAAUCGUUGGAGAUAAAGUCCUUUCAAGUGCAACAGACAUUUCAGAAUUGUGGUAGCAGUAGUGAUAUAUAGCCUACUAUUCCCAGAAAACAGAAUAGUUCGUCUCUUUUGUCUACUGGAACAUUUGAAAGAUCCUCGUAAGUUGAAGGAUGUACAGCAAAAUGACUAAAACUGCUUGCUACUACUUUUUUUUAUCGUUUCUGUCUAACCUGUUUUUUGCAAAUAUUUUGACUUUUCAAAAAAUAACAAACCGGGAUGAUGAAUUUGAAAAACCGCAAUUUGAAACCAAAGUCAGUUUUUGGAUUUGAUAAGUUUAUCAAGACGAAUAUUCGUUUUUUACUUAUAUGGAUAUUUUAGGAAAUGGAAAUGUCGUUCCUAGACAAAUUGGUUCAAGCCAAAAAUAACCUUGUUACGUUAAGUUUGUUUAGAGACCUUAUUCACACUAUAUUCAUUAGAUUCAUGGGAAGAAGUUCCUUACUUAUUUGUCUCUAGUUUU